Messenger RNA from Ostrinia nubilalis (European corn borer), 3840 nucleotides. Its product is annotated as putative fatty acyl-CoA reductase CG5065. Gene Ontology annotation, molecular function: alcohol-forming very long-chain fatty acyl-CoA reductase (NADP+) activity. Gene Ontology annotation, biological process: long-chain fatty-acyl-CoA metabolic process. The record is from RefSeq and is a predicted model, not a curated record. Bases 146 to 1639 code for a protein of 497 amino acids. The transcript has 13 exons. NCBI's taxonomy places the organism in Eukaryota, Metazoa, Arthropoda, Insecta, Lepidoptera, Crambidae. Gene Ontology annotation, cellular component: peroxisome.
ACCUCUGCCAAUGCAUAACGAGUCUGCGCGUGCGAUCACACACACGCGUCCGUGUCAAAAAACAUUUUUUGAGAAACAUUUUUUACGAGUGAUUUUUUGAGUGAUUCUGUGUUGUGAGUUUUUUGUUCGUGAUUUUUGAGAAAAAAUGACGCCAUCUAUGACCGUGCCGGAGUACUAUGCCGGGAAGACCCUCUUCAUAACUGGUUCUACAGGCUUCAUGGGGAAAGUCCUCAUAGAGAAGCUUCUUAGGUCCUGCCCAGACAUAAAGAAGAUUUAUCUCCUCAUGAGACCGAAGAAAGGUCAUGGAAGUAAAGAGAGGCUGGACGGUUUCAUGAACUGCCGGGUGUUCGACAAACUCAAGAGCGAGCAUCCCGAACAGUUCAACAAACUACAGGUGGUGCCUGGAGAUAUCCUGAUGGAGGAUCUCGGUCUGAGUGCGGAGGACCGGGAUACUCUUCAGAAAGAGUGCCAGGUGUUGAUGCACUGUGCUGCUUGCGUCAGAUUCGACAUGUUCAUCAGGGAUGCUGUUAACAUGAACACAGUCGGCACCAAACGGGUGCUGGAUGUGGCCAGUGGCAUGAAGCAGAUUGAGGUGUUCGUCCACGUCUCAACAGCGUACUGCCGCUGCGAGGUAGAAGUAUUAGAAGAAAGACUGUACCCCGCCAAGCAUAGACCAAAACACGUCAUAGAGACAGUCAACUGGAUGGAUGACGAGCUGUUAACCCAUUUGCAGCCUAAAAUAAUCGAACCACAACCAAAUACAUACGCUUACACAAAAUCUUUGACUGAGGACCUUGUUGCGCAACACGCAGGAAAAUUCCCCAUCGUUAUUGCAAGGCCCUCUAUCGUAACUGCAGCAUACAAAGAGCCUAUGCCUGGAUGGGUGGACAACCUCAAUGGGCCCACGGGUCUGCUCGUUGGUGCUGGAAAAGGUGUGAUCCGCACGAUGCACUGCAACGAGAACUAUGCGGCGGACAUAGUGCCUGUAGACAUGGUGGUCAACGCUUGCAUACUGCUCGGCUACACCACGGCUCUGGAGAAGCCCAAAGAAGUACAAUUCUGCAACAUAGCCCAGUCCGGGCUUAACGGAUUCACGUGGGGUGAAGCUUUGGCCUUAGGCCGCGUCCACGUCAUGGAGUACCCAUUCUCAAUCUGCCUGUGGUACCCGGGCGGAGCGCCCAGCGCUUCCCGCCUCCGACACCAGGUGACGCUGUUCUUGACUCAUACGCUCCCUGCGUAUACCGUGGAUCUGUUGGCACGAGCGUUACAGCAAAAACCCUUCAUGGUGAAGAUGCAGAAGCGCAUCCAGUCUGGUUUGGAAGUCCUGCAGUACUAUACCACCAAGGAGUGGCACUUCCGGAACGAGAACCUGCGAGCACUCCGGACCAAAGUGACUGAGGAAGACGACGAAACCUUCUACACUGAUCUCACUGUAAUAGACUGGAACACGUACAUCCGCGACUAUAUCAAAGGCGCGCGGGAGUUCGUGAUGAAGGAAGACCCCUCCACCCUACCCCAAGCCAGGAGGCUCAACAGACAAUUAUACUACUUGGACACGUUCACGAAGAUAUUUAUUUAUUCCAUCAUCGCGUAUUUCGUAUUCUCGUACCUGAAAGUACUUUUAGCUGUGCUCAAUUAAGUUCAUUGUAGUCUAAGUGUAGUAUACAGGGUGUCAAUUUGAAAUGAAAGUAUUAAUAACGUGACUUUAGUGGAAUAUUGAGUGCUAGAUUUACUCUGUGGACUAUAAACACAUAUUACCAAUAAGUAGUUCCGUAUAGUUCGUUUCAUCCACGCCCAUUCUUCCGCUAAUGUUUGAGUGUUAUCGCACGCGUACACGCUAAAUGAUGCUAAAUGAGCACACGCACACUACAAUAAUGACGCUCGGAUUGCUCGGAUCAAACUCCCCGCACCCCGCGCGACCGAGACCAAACAUUAGUGGGGCGCGUCUUCGUGGAUGAAACGAAUCUAUAAAGCCUGGUCUCCGGCGUGUUUUGUUCUACACAAUCAACAAAAAAUGUCAACAUUCAACCUAAAAAAAUGUUGAAUGUUGACAAUGAUUUUGUUGAUUGUGUAAAGCAAAACACGCGCUGGAAACCCGGCUUAAGAGUCCCCACAGAUUGCAGACUUUUUAUAGGCAGGCUUCUAAUUUUUAUGAUGAAAUGGCCGAUACCAAAUUGGUGUAAUGUGCGGACUUCUAUACUUGUUCAUACUGAUUAAUAACAGACCGACCAAACUGUCGGCCGACAGAAAGUCUGUCUGUGGAGACUCUAUUUAUACUGGCCAUAAACAAAAGAAGGAGAAAGAAAAUUAAAAUGGCGCCGUUUUUGAAUUUUUUAUUUUAUAUUUUGACGACUUUCACUGUUAUUGUGAAACAAUAUACUUCUGUGAUUGUUUUAAUUAUUUUUAGACCAAUUUUGAUUGAAUGUUUGUCAUUUAAUGCAAUUGAUCAAUUUAUUUAUAUACUGAUGUUCUGUAAUAAUAUACAUUACCUACUUCCUUUGUUGAGUAAUAUCUAUUAAUGCCUAUUAAACGCAAAUAAAUCUUAAUAAUUUCAAAUUAAAAUACCUUUUGCAUUACAACAAUCUGCUAUAUUUAUGUUUAGAUUUAUAAAGUACAAAGAAAAAUAAGCCUCCCCAACCCGUCUGGCCAGCGUGGGGAGUGUAGGACAAAUCCUCCAUUUUCUGGUAAAUUAGAGAGGGUCGUGCUCCUGCAGUCGAGACUAAAUGACCGAUGAUCUUCUUCUUAUCGUGUCGACAACAAACCUACACAGUGUCAGCCCAAAACUCCGCCACAAGAGUGGCGUUGUCAGUAGCACUCAUCAAAUCCUCCUGAGUGCAGUUGCUUGGGCACUCAGGGCACGACAUCAGGUGCUUAAUCGACUGGGGAACAAAAAUGACCGAUGAUGAUAAAUACCAACAUUUAAAUAAAAAAUGCAACUUCAUUUAUUUGCCAAACAUGUUAUCACUUACCAAAAUUAAUUCCUUGUAAACGAAACUGAUGAGUAAUGUAUUAUACGGGGUGUUUAAAUCAUUAUGAUAAUUAUAUUUUUUUUUAGUAAGAUUUCGUAUCUGUCGUUUAAAUUAAGUUAUUUUAUUAUUUUAUUUAGUUACAUUUAUCUAUGUUUAUCAUUUAUCUAGUCAUUCUAUAAUUCAAAUGAAGGCCUAGCCUACCAAUAUUCUUAAAAGUGGUGGAGCAGGCUCUAUUUGGGGCGUGUAUGUGUUUAAUACCCGUUUUCACCAUAAAUCCCUAAUUUUUAAGUGACCCCUAUCCUAUGAAAACAAAAUUCAUUUUAUGUGUUACCAAAGGGUCACUUAAAAAUUAGGGAUUGAUGGUGAACACGGGCGAAAGUGCCCUGAAGAAGUCCUAAAUCCUAAUACUCUGUUGUUUUUGUUUUUUUCACUAUUUUUCUUCUUGACUAAUUAAUAUUUUCAAUGCUCUACAAAUUGUAUUAAAUAUUUUAUAUGUAAAUAAAAUAAGAUAAGUAGGCUUAAUAAUUGGAAUAAAUAAAAAUAAUUGACGCACAUUUGAAUAGAAAUGUGAUUGAAUGUGAAUGAAAGAGUGUUUUAAUACUAUUUUCAAGUAGAUACUUAAAAUUUAUGUAAAUGUAAUUUAAUAAUAAUAAAUAACAAAAUCUUUAUUUAAAUUAGUGUUCAAUACGCGUAUAACCUUUUUUUAAGUAAAGGAAGAAAUUAAAACUUAUUUUUUUAAGAAUAACGGUACUUUUCAAAAUCGACACCCUGUAUUGUAUAAAAUAAAUUUAAUGUAUGCGAGCGAUGACUGCGUAAAUCGAAUUGUUUUGUAUUGUUGUAUGAAUAAACGGGAUAUCGUAUUAUUUCUGAA